Sabethes cyaneus is the source of this 1622-nucleotide messenger RNA. RefSeq names its product zinc finger and BTB domain-containing protein 49-like. The transcript has 3 exons. Lineage: Eukaryota; Metazoa; Arthropoda; Insecta; Diptera; Culicidae. Gene Ontology annotation, cellular component: nucleus. Bases 68 to 1420 code for a protein of 450 amino acids. The record is from RefSeq and is a predicted model, not a curated record. Gene Ontology annotation, molecular function: zinc ion binding.
GUUGUUGAAGUUUAAUAAUUAUACAAAAAAUUGAAUUUCUGUUAGUUUUAUCCUAGCAAUAGGUACUAUGUACAAGCCUAGUAAAUCGCAGUUCGAUCAGAUAUGCCGUUUGUGUUUAAAUUUAACAGAUUUGGUCAGUCUAUUUGAACGGCAUCCAAAGACACAAAAGGAGUCGCUUGGUUUGCUUGUCCGUGAAACUGUUGAAAUGCUCGGAUUAACGAUUGACCCAGACGAUGGGCUUCCAACAAAAAUUUGCCUCAUCUGUAAGAGUUUUCUUCGGCAGCUUUACAAAUUCCGCAACCAGUGUCAAGAGGCAAACGAUCUUCUAGUAGAAGCGUUAUCCACAUCAACAAACAGAGAAAAUUCGGACUUGAUAACCGCUGAGAAUGUGAUUGCCUUAUCGUCUGAUCAGAGACAAUUAUUAAAAGACGAUGACAUCGCACAGAGUGAAGCGGCGCCCGUGCAGGAUACUAAAAGUCCCCAGUCUAAUCCAGAACUAGUGGAAAGUACUGUGGAAGCUGAUUCCAGUAGUGGGAGUAGCAAACAAAUAACAAUCAAACAUGAAAUACCAGAUUGUGGAGAGAAAGACUGCGAAGCAGAAAAUCCUGAAACAUUGAAUGAAGAGUAUGAAAUUUUAGAUACUGUAGUUGAGGAACUAGAAGAGGAAGAAAUCAUACAUGAAGAUUUUGCCGAACAAGCUGAGAAUGUUGAAUACAUGAUAGAAGUGCAUGAUGACGUGUUAUCAGAGGAGCAAAACCUUGAAAUGUACGUUGACGAAGUUAAUUCAGAGCACGAAGCGGCUUUGGAAAUAGAAAAUGAAGCUUCGAGACAGACCGGGACCGAACCGGUAAAAGUCGACACAAGCAAGGGAGAGUUAUGUAAAGUUUGUGGUAAUUACUCAACAUGUUUGAAGUAUCACAUGAUGUGUCAUACCGGUGAGCGACCAUUUUCGUGUAGCCAUUGUGACAAAUCAUUUCGUACCAGCACUAAGUUGAGAAUACACGUGAACGGGGUACAUCUAAAAGUACGAAAAUAUACUUGCGACAUUUGCGGAAAAAAAUUUCUGGACUCCGGUAAUUUGAGAAAUCAUAAAGUUACUCAUAAUGGCGAAAGAAAACACAUUUGCGACUAUGAAGGCUGCGGGAAAUCGUUCCGGCUACCAGGAACACUGACGGUUCACAAAAAGUCACAUACACAAGAAAAGACAUUUAUUUGUGACAUUUGCUCAAAAGCAUUCCUCUAUAAAUGGCUGCUGGUGAAGCAUAUUCGUACUCAUACCGGAGAAAAACCAUAUGAAUGUGACGUAUGUCAUAAAAGGUUUACUACUUCAACGCAUAUGCAUACUCAUAGGAAACUGCAUGACCCAAACCGCGAAAAAUCCGUCAGAAAACGAAAAUGUAAUAACGAAGCAACGGUCUAGCGGAAAUACACGCGGAUUUUAACUACCUAUUCGGUUUUUCACAAAGAAUUUGUAUGGAAUUUAUAAAAUCAUGUAAAAUAUUCCAGAUGAAUGUGCCAGUCUCUCAAAAAUAACAUUCAAGUAAGAAAGUAUUGUUGCCAUGUUUGAGUAAAUAUUUCAAACUCUGACACGUUUUACAAUGAUAUUGCGCAAUACACCACAA